CAUGCAUCAUCAUCGCUUGAAGGAUCAAACACUAUGCCCAUGGAUCUUCUUGAACUAUAUUAGAGGUAUCUUUGUCUUUCUCCUCCAUCAGACGGAGAUGAUUGGUCAAGAAAGUCGUGAUGUGCUGUCUAUCUUCUGCUGCAUCUCCAUUGAAGGAUCCUCUAUUGGACUAUAUAUACAUACAUACAUCUAUGUUCUUUUAUAUGAUGUUACCCUUACCCCGGUUUGUCCUCCAUUAAUUAUACUGGACAACAUGGCAGAAUUAAGACCUAUUGUUUGA
This is a messenger RNA of Lactuca saligna, 280 nucleotides long. The record is from the annotation of a GenBank genome assembly. NCBI's taxonomy places the organism in Eukaryota, Viridiplantae, Streptophyta, Magnoliopsida, Asterales, Asteraceae.